CUUAAUCUUUUUGCAUUAGCCAUAGCGCUUAAGCUCGGCUAGCUAACAGCAACAAACACAGCAGCCGAGACGUAAGUCUGGAGCUUUCGCCAAACGCAAAUUCAAUAUCCAGGGCUAAAAUGGCCUCUUUAGGAGAACCUGUGCGUCUGGAAAGAGACAUAUCUCGUGCAAUUGAGCUGCUGGACAAACUCCAGAGAACAGGGGAAGUGCCUCCCCAGAAGCUGCAGGCACUGCAGAGGGUUUUGCAGAGCGAAUUCUGCAAUGCCGUACGGGAGGUAUAUGAGCAUGUGUAUGAAACGGUGGACAUAAAUAGCAGCCCAGAGGUGAGGGCGAAUGCAACAGCUAAGGCUACAGUGGCUGCAUUUGCAGCCAGUGAGGGUCAUUCUCACCCACGUGUGGUAGAGCUCCCUAAAACCGAGGAAGGACUGGGGUUUAACAUCAUGGGUGGGAAAGAGCAAAACUCGCCCAUCUACAUCUCCCGCAUCAUUCCUGGAGGCAUCGCCGAUCGACACGGCGGCCUGAAGAGAGGAGACCAACUGCUGUCCGUUAAUGGAGUGAGUGUAGAAGGAGAGCACCACGAGAAAGCUGUGGAGCUGUUGAAGGCUGCUCAGGGUACAGUGAAGCUGGUGGUACGGUACACCCCUAAAGUCCUGGAAGAGAUGGAGUCGCGCUUUGAGAAGUUGAGGUCUGCCAAACGCCGGCAACAGAACAGCUACCCCCAGUAGGGCGUCUCGCCCGAGCCCCUUCGCCCCUCCCAUCUCUCUUUCUCUGUCAUUGUCUUUAAUUCUCCUGCCAUCUGUCUUCCUCGUUCACACUCGCUCACCCCCUUUCUCCAGCCAGGGAUUAGCCACAUGUUUGGCACUCCUUUUUGUGAAAAAUUUUCUAAAUCCUCACCUCCUCAACAGUUUUUUAACAGUCUUUUCACACACUUCUUUCUCAUAGCAUGAACACUACUACUUCAUUGGCUCUGGAUGUUGUCACGUAGACGUCACACACACACACACACAUGCACUACUGGUGCAUUACUAAGAAUGUACUGUCAUUUGGGAUGUUGAUUAGUUAGAUAUGCAAGGGGACCAUUGCAAUGUUCAACUCCUGAGGUGUUCUGAAUGAAAAUGUCAAAAAAGUGCCUCAAGAGAUUUACAAAAAAGUCUGCAGCCCCCACUACGUCCCACCGUAGGCUGUUUUUUGGUCCAAGCACAAAAUGAAUGAACACUACCACCUUGUUAAAAUGCUAAAUGACUGUAAGUUUCAUCAUCUUAAAAUAAUGUAUCAUUGAGUGAAGGGACGUUAUGAUCUAAAAUAUGUUAAAAUCUCAUUUUGAGUCUCCAGAGAGAGUGGUGACACAAGCAUCCCAUCAGUGCUGCGGUUUCAGACACAAAAUGUCAGCUCCUGUACAGAAAAUGCCAGACUGAUAUUGUUUACUGACCCAAACUGAUUGACUCUUCACAUGUUUACAGUACAAACUGACACGUUUUUUUUUUUUUUUUCAUGACUGUGUCACAGAAAAAAAAUGCUGUGAAAAUCGACAGUAACUGGCUUUUCAGCUCAGUACCAUCAAGAAUAUGAGUUUGUUUAGACUCUUCAAGAGCCACAAACAUGUUACAUGCGCUCCCGAUUAUUGAAAAUAUGUGAAUGAAGUGUUAUGAAUAGGUCAACCAAACAGCAGAUCGGAGGAGAUGCUUGUGGCACUGUUUGGGUAAAUAGAAAUGAGUUUAAAAUAAAACUUUUAUUGUAGCAUAUGCCCCUUAAAGCACACAGAAACCCAAUGAAGCAGUCAUUAGCUCUAAUUCAGGCUUGCGUUCCAGUUUUUGUUUGUAGAAUUGAAGAUUUUAAUUUAAAUCCGCACAGCAGAAACACUACGUUUAAAACCGCAGGGGGAAUUUUAUUGUUUUAUGGCUUUGUUUUAUCGUCUGUUGUUUCAUAACGCUUUCUGAAUGUUAAUGUGGCACUUGCCUUUCAGUCAGCUGUGGGUCCAUGUUACACCCAGUUCACGCUGAUCAUUACAAAGAUCUGCAUCGUGUUUCAGAAUCGGUUCACUUAAACGGUUAUAUUAGCAUAUCAUGAGGUAGCAACUGAGCGUAAUGCUAGCAAAACAGCAAUGAAUGCAUAAAUGAAUGUUAAAGAAUCAACCUUAAUUUCCAUUCGUUAUAUACGAGGCAUGUCUAAAUGAAGCUCAUGUGAGUUUUUUUUAUUAAUUGGUGCUGUCAUUUCCAUUUUGUCUUGUUUUUUUUUUCCAGGCUCACUUAUGAUCACUUAUUUUUCUGAAAAAUCAUCAGAUUUUAAUUUAAAAACAUCAGUGUCUACAGGAAAAGAGAUGCAGAUCUGAAGCUGAGCUUUUAUCAGGUCUCUCCAGAUGAUUCAGUGACCAAAAAAAAACUGCAGAUUACUUCAGAUUCAUUCAUUUUAAAGAUUUAACUGACUUAUUUUUAGCUAAAUCCUGAUUUGUCAAGAUCCAUGUUUUAAAAGUAGUUUCACACUGCACUUUCUCUUUGUACUCAUUUUCACAUGUUAAAAAAUGCAACGCGCUUGAUGUAUUUUUAACCUCAAAUGCAGGUAUUUUCAGUGUCUGACAAGCUUGGAAAAAAACAGUCUAUUUUUCUCAGUCUCUCAUAAAAUAUUUAACGUGUCUAAUUAUAGAGGCCCAUGACUCACCCCGAGCUGUGAGUUACGUAGGUGUUUUGGGGGUGAGAGAUAAAAGGGAGGUCUGAUGUCUUGCAUGAAGGAAUCAUUUGUGUUAUUGACAAAAAAAAAAGAAGCAUCAAGAAUCAAGCGAUCUCUUUCCUUUCUGUGGUGCUCAGGUUGGUUCUUUCAACAAUAUCAUGACUUUUAAAGCAUCAUGUAUCACAAGAGCAAUAAUGAGACAUGAUCCGUUUCCUGUCAGCAUCAUCUGAAACAGGUUACUGGCUCCCCAUUCAUACUCGGAUUUGUCCACGGGGGGGCUGACUAA
Molecule: messenger RNA, 2950 nt
Organism: Labeo rohita (rohu)
Lineage: Eukaryota; Metazoa; Chordata; Actinopteri; Cypriniformes; Cyprinidae
Gene: lin7c
Product: lin-7 homolog C (C. elegans)
Exons: 5
Coding region: 120-725 (201 amino acids)
Biological process (GO): neurotransmitter secretion; maintenance of epithelial cell apical/basal polarity; protein localization to basolateral plasma membrane
Cellular component (GO): cell-cell junction; synapse; MPP7-DLG1-LIN7 complex
Molecular function (GO): L27 domain binding
Source: RefSeq, a predicted model, not a curated record